AUGAACAGUCCUGAAGAUGCAGGUCUCAUAUCAUCCACUUCCCUUACCCUUUCUGAAAGAACUGACGCUCUUGCUGGCAUGAAUGGUUUGAUCUGGCCGAGUGUAGGCGCAAAGCAACGAUUAGAUGAUACCGAAGAUCAGAAACGGGAACGAAUAAAGAAACUCUCAGAUGCGGUUAAAACAAUAUUCGAGUGUAUUGGCGAAGACCCUAAUAGAGAGGGUUUGUUAAAGACACCCGAAAGGUAUGCCAGGGCUUUGAUGUUCUUUUCUAAAGGAUACGAAGAAAGUCUUGAAGAUAUCAUCAAUGGAGCCAUUUUCGAAGAAGACUGUGACGAAAUGGUUAUUGUAAAAGAUAUUGAUGUGUUUUCAUUAUGUGAACAUCAUAUGGUACCUUUUACGGGAAAGAUUAGCAUAGGAUACAUUCCUAAUAGACGAGUACUCGGCCUAUCUAAACUUGCACGUAUUGCAGAAAUGCUUUCGCGAAGAUUGCAAAUACAAGAACGGCUCACAAAACAGAUUGCCGUCACGUUACAAGAGAUUCUAAAACCUCAGGGCGUUGCCGUUGUCAUGGAAGCUAGCCAUUUAUGCAUGGUUAUGCGAGGUGUUCAAAAACCAGGUAGCAUGACAGUAACCAGUGCUAUGCUUGGAGUGUUCCGGGAACAGCAAAAGACCAGAGAGGAAUUCUUAACUUUGAUAAACCGUUGA
Molecule: messenger RNA, 705 nt
Organism: Paraglomus occultum
Lineage: Eukaryota; Fungi; Glomeromycota; Glomeromycetes; Paraglomerales; Paraglomeraceae
Source: the annotation of a GenBank genome assembly